UUGCACAGUGGGAGGUGGUUGCUCCUUGCCUUGGAUUCAGGGAUGGAUGGGAAGCAAAGCUCUGGGAUGGCAGCAAAGCUGGGGUGGCGUCCAGCACACGGCCAGAGUGCAGCAUCAUGCAGGAGAUCGAGGAGGAGCGCAGCCAGUGCCUGGCAGAGCUGACUGGGGAUAACCAGACCGCAGGUUGCAGGAGGCAGUGGGACAACAUCACGUGCUGGCCCGAAGCGGAGGUGGGGGAAGUCGUGGUACGACCGUGCCCCAAGUACUUCAGAUUCCUCACCUCUUUCCUUGGGAACGUGACCAGGAAUUGCACAAGCCAGGGUUGGUCAGACGUGUACCCUGCUCCCUACACCGUAGCUUGUGGAUACGAUUCCAACAGCACUCCAGGGGAAGAGCAAACGGCGUUCUACGGCACGGUCAAGACCGGCUACACCAUCGGACACACCUUGUCCCUCAUUGCCCUCACAGCUGCUAUGAUCAUCCUGUGUCUCUUCAGGAAACUGCACUGCACUCGAAAUUAUAUUCACAUGCAUCUCUUCAUGUCCUUCAUAAUGAGAGCCAUCGCAGUCUUCAUCAAAGAUGUCAUCCUGUUUGAGAGCGGAGAGUCCGAGCACUGCUUUGUGAGCUCAGUAGGCUGCAAAGCCAUGAUGGUUUUCUUCCAGUACUGUGUCAUGGCCAACUUCUUCUGGCUGCUGGUGGAGGGGCUGUACCUUCACACCCUGCUGGUCAUCUCCUUCUUCUCGGAGAGGAAGUACUUCUGGUGGUACAUCCUGAUCGGCUGGGGUGCCCCCUCUGUGUUCAUCACUGCUUGGACCAUUGUCAGGAUUUACUUCUUUGAUGUUGGGUGCUGGGAGGAAAUAGUGGAAUCCCCAUUCUGGUGGAUCAUUAAAACUCCUAUUUUGGUGUCUAUUUUGGUGAACUUCAUCCUCUUCAUCUGCAUCAUCCGCAUCUUGGUGCAGAAGUUGCAUUCCCCGGACGUCGGGCACAACGAAACCAGCCAAUAUUCGAGGCUGGCCAAGUCCACGCUGCUGCUGAUCCCCCUCUUUGGCAUUCACUACAUCAUGUUUGCUUUCUUCCCUGACAAUUUCAAAGCAGAAGUGAAGCUGGUCUUUGAGCUCGUGGUUGGGUCCUUCCAGGGAUUCGUGGUGGCCGUUCUGUACUGUUUUCUCAACGGAGAGGUCCAAGCUGAGCUCAAAAGGAAGUGGCGGAGGUGGCACCUGGAGAGGUUCCUGGGCUCGGACAUGAAGUACCACCACCCUUCCUUGGGCAGCAACGGCACCAACUUCAGCACCCAGAUCUCCAUGCUGACCAAGUGCUCGCCAAAGACUCGCCGCUGCUCCAGCUUCCAGGCCGAGUUCUCCCUGGUGUGACGGGGAGGGGCUCUCUCUCCCAGGCAGGGAGCAAUCCAACAGAGACACCGAGAGACUGAGGGACCCCCCCCCCAGGGGGACCAGCGGUGACAAAUCCCUGUGAAAUGACACGCUCCACGUGAGCCAGCAGAGGACACGCAACUGGAAAAGCCGCCGGCAUCCAGGAUGGGACCGGACGAGCCGAGAGGCAGAGGAAUGUUUUUUCCUCUCCCUCUUUUCAGGCCUCUCACUCCUCAGUUUCGAGCCCUCGAGGGGGGGUUGAUAACUCUGAGUAAAGGUCCCAGUGGCUUGAGGAAAGCCUGGGAGAUCCUGGUGUGUGGUAAAUAAUGAAGUACAGGGGGAGGAAGGGAGGGGAGAGCCCGAGAGUCCUUGGGGGCUUUACCGGAACCGGCAUCUCUGA
Messenger RNA from Empidonax traillii (willow flycatcher), 1770 nucleotides. It is a transcript of the gene VIPR1, whose product is annotated as vasoactive intestinal peptide receptor 1. Gene Ontology annotation, biological process: cell surface receptor signaling pathway; adenylate cyclase-modulating G protein-coupled receptor signaling pathway. Gene Ontology annotation, cellular component: plasma membrane. The coding region runs from base 117 to 1370 and encodes 417 amino acids. NCBI's taxonomy places the organism in Eukaryota, Metazoa, Chordata, Aves, Passeriformes, Tyrannidae. The transcript has 13 exons. Gene Ontology annotation, molecular function: G protein-coupled peptide receptor activity; peptide hormone binding; vasoactive intestinal polypeptide receptor activity. The record is from RefSeq and is a predicted model, not a curated record.